Drosophila santomea is the source of this 5661-nucleotide messenger RNA. RefSeq names its product AF4/FMR2 family member lilli (gene sr). The transcript is spliced from 5 exons. The record is from RefSeq and is a predicted model, not a curated record. The coding region runs from base 1006 to 4485 and encodes 1159 amino acids. Gene Ontology annotation, molecular function: RNA polymerase II cis-regulatory region sequence-specific DNA binding; DNA-binding transcription factor activity, RNA polymerase II-specific. NCBI's taxonomy places the organism in Eukaryota, Metazoa, Arthropoda, Insecta, Diptera, Drosophilidae. Gene Ontology annotation, biological process: regulation of transcription by RNA polymerase II.
ACCGUAUUUUUUAAUACCGCCGACAGUCGGACGACGAGUUGAAUCGCAAAAAACGCAUCGCAACCGGAAGGAAAUUAUCGUCUAAUAAGUUGAGCACAAUAAAUUCGAAAAGAAGGGAGCAGGAGAAGGAGAAGGAGAGCUGGGGUUAUACUCGUAUAUCCCCCCGAUUAACGCGCCCUGUGCAUGAGAUCGUUAAGCGAAUUAAGUCGAACGAUAGCCCGUAGCCCAAUAUCUCGACCAGCCCAUCAAAUUGCGUGUUUCAAAUCAAAAUUGCAUAAUCUGAACGAAGAGGCCGGCAACGAGUUCUUUACUCUUCGCCAGCCAAGGAGAUCGCGAUUACAGCCGCUGGAUAUCUUUCGCGUAAUCGCAGUAGCUCCGUCGCAUCCUUUGACUUGGCCACGUUCUAUGGCUGCGGAUCUUAUCGCUGCUUGGCCAUCUGAAGUUUCAGUUGCAGUUGGCAGUAGUAGAUGCAGUUGCUGUUGUGGCUGCCGUUGCUAUUGCGGUUUAUAGUGAGCCGCGCGUGCGUUCGCCUUUUGGCCCGCCUCGUAAUUAAUUACAAACGCAGUCGCGCGAUCCCCACUACCCCCGGUUUGGACUACAGGGGAAAACCCCAACGAUCCUGCCUAUUUACGCGCCCAAAUCUUGAUUUCCUAGUCCAGCUUUCUGGGCGCUUGCGUGCUCUGUUGUCGCCGACUUGCUUCCGAAUCGACGACAUCUGAUUGCCUUUUUAUAGCUGCUUUUGCGACAACUUCAUUCAAUUCAAGAUACAAUAAAAGUAAAUGGAACAAGACUGAUUUGAUCUUUCAAACAAAUCAAUCAAGCAGCAAAAUAAGUAAACAAAGUACAAAGUGAACAAAAUGUGCCAAUUAAUUAAAUUAACAAAAAAGUGAUCGUUCACCAAACAAAUGGAGUCUCGGCUAAUAAGUUUGAUUUUCAGUUUUUUGUUUUCCGCAUAUUUUCUUUUAUUUUCGUACCGAUCGACGUGCAACGCGCAAAACCACAAAAAUGUUGCUGACAAUGCGGCGUCAAAAUGAACUGAUUGUAGGCAGCCAACAGCAUCCUUCAGCCACUUCGUCCGGAUCCCCGUCAGCUGGAGCCACCACUUCACCAGGAUUAUCCGGACAAAAUCUCACUCUAGUACCAGAAGAAGCAGGAACUAUUCCCGGGUCUGCCACUUCACAGGAUUCCUUAAAUACACCCACAACUCCUUUGCUGGGACUCAGUCGCAAUCCACUCCAGUUUGCACCACCACCCGCACCACCCAUUGCGGUGCCCAGUGCUCCAGCAUCCGGACCCACUUUCGGCUAUUAUCAGACUGCGAAUGCUGCACCACCACUUCACCACCCGUCGACGGCCACCUCUGAAGUUACUUCAGCACCACAGCCGUCAGUGGAACUGGAUGAGUACGUAGACAUACUGCAGGUUCAACAACUACUAUUGGACUCAUCGGCGGCAGCAGCCGCGGCAGCGAAUAAUCCUUCGACAACCGAACCAUCCGUUCAACAGCCACAACAAAAUACUGCAGUGCAACCACAUCAGCAUCAACAUCAGCAGCAGCAGCAGCAGCAGCAGCAACUACAGCAGCAGCCACAACAAAUUCUUGCCAAGCCGCGACCGCGAAUUAAUCUGCAAAAGGCCACCGAGUAUGCUGCUCAACUAGUUCAGGCCGAGUCCUCCUCGCCCGGCUCGCGUCGUGUCCUGCUCGAUUACCCGAGUCCCUACUUGUACGGCAAUCCCUAUCACCACCAUACGCCGCCAGGUGAGGACCUAGUCGCCCUCUGGUUCGGCAGCAAUGGCUCAGGCGGCGUAGCCCCUGGAACUCCAUCAGCGGCCAUGAUCAUGGAAGGGCUUGAAACCCUGGUGGCGCCAACGCAUCACGCAUUCCUGCUCACCGAAACGGCUGCGGCCGCCCACUUUAAUGUGCUGAGCUUCGACACCUGUCUGUUCAAGACGAGCACGGCGGCCCAGAGCAGCGGCAGUCCGUCGACGGCCACCUACCUGAGUCCCGCCCAAUUCGGGGGCAGUCAUCACGGCGGCAACAGCGCCAGCACCAGCAGCCACUCCCUGAACUCCUCCUCGACCGCAUCCUCGUCGUCCGCGUCGUCCUCGCUGCUUCACUACACCACCGCCUCGGCAGCCGCCGCUGCUGCAGCUGCCGCGUCCGCCAACAAUUCGGUGCUCCGUGCCCGCAACCAGACGGCCACGCCCACCCAGGGCGGGAGUCCGGGACACGUGGCCGUUCAGCCGAGCGCCACCGCCAGCAGCGGACGCAGCUCGGCCUCCCAUCUCAGCCUCCUGAACACCAGUGGCCAGCACAGCCCCACCUCGUCGGCCGUCGAGCAGGUGGAGGCCCACAAGCAGCUGAUCGAGGCGCUGCCGGGCGACCUGAACACGCCGGUGACCACGUCCAGCGAUAUUCCCUCGUUCUUCGGCCCCAGCACCGUGGUGGAACCACCCCCCAUUACUGGCUCCAUCGAAUCCGAGGAUCUGUCUCUGGAACCCCAGGUGAUAUCUGUGGCCAGUCCCGUGCUGUCGCAUUGCAGUCCGUUGAAGGAGGAGCGCAGCACUCCGCCAGCAUUGGCCAUUGUCAAGGAAGAAUCAAGUAAUAAUAGUUGUAAUAUGUACCCACAACACAACAACAACACCACAACAUCAUCUUCAACAACUACAACAAGUAAACAGACAACAAGCGAAAGCAACAACAGCAACACCGAGUGCGUUGGCUCGCCCGGCAACCACACACACUCACACCAACAACAGCAACAACAACAACAACCACUGCAACACAACAACACGAGCAGCAACAACAGCAAUUGCCACCACAGUCACCAACAGCAGCAGCAACAACAACAACACAUGAGCUCCCCGCAACAUCAAUACCAACAUCACCAAAUAUUACACCAACAACAACAAUUGCCAAAUCACCACCAUCAUCAUCAUCACCACCACCACCAUCACAGUCAGCUACAACUCCAACAACAACAGCAACAACAACAACAGCAGCAACACCAACAACAGCAACUGCAACACCAGCAGCACCAACAACACCACCAACAACAAUAUCAGCAACAUGCCAUUCAACACCAGCAAUCACAACAGCAGGCUAGCAAAAUCUCAUAUCGUGGCAUUUUCACCACCACAGGCAACGCGAUGAACGCAGCAGCUGCCGCAGCAGCCCAGCAGCAGCACCAGCAGCAGCAACAGCAACUUCCCUCCCCGCAACUGGGCGCCCUGGCCGGACCGAUGUCCCCGCCCUCAAAUAGUUUGGGCAACAGCUGGGGUCUUCCCAGUCCGGACAAGACCAUGUUCCAGCCGCCCCUGUUCAGCCUGCCCGCUCACUAUGCCACCAUGCAGCAGCAGCAGCAACAGCAGCAACAGCAGCAACAGCAGCAGCAACAGCAAGCCGCAGGAGCUGCUUCCUCGCCCUACGACGACGGACGAGCUGCAGCAGCAGCGGCGGCCCAGCACGCCGAGCUCUUGGGUUUGACCAUGGACUGCACACCUCUGUUGCUCAAACAACCGCCACCAACUUACGCCGGAACCUCCGCCGGAUUUCCGGGCCUGGGUGACCUGCACAGCAGCCACGAGCAGCAGUUGCAACAGCAGCAGUAUGUGCGAUCGCAGCCGAAAUACCAAUGGCUGGACUCACCAGCGGACUAUGCCCAGCAGCAGCAACAAGUGCAGCAGGUGCAGCAGGUGCAGCAGCAACAGCAGACUCUGGUGCUGCCAGGACCCACUUCAUCCGCCAGUUCCAGCAAUGCAGCUCUGGGCGUUUUGAUACCCAAGCAGGAGAACUAUCCCGAUAUGCAGCCCAGUUCGAAUGGCACGGGCUAUUCCGGAGGAUCCGGAGGCAGUUCUGCGGCAGCCGCUGCCGCCGCUGCAGCAGCCGCAGCAGUGCAACUGGCCGAGUACAGUCCAUCCACCAGCAAGGGACACGAGAUCCUGUCGCAGGUCUAUCAGCAGAGCACUGUGCCCUUGAAACUGGUGCCCGUGAAGCCGCGCAAGUAUCCCAAUCGCCCCAGCAAGACGCCCGUGCAUGAGCGACCCUACGCCUGUCCGGUGGAAAACUGCGACCGUAGGUUCUCCCGCUCCGACGAGCUCACCCGCCACAUACGCAUCCAUACGGGCCAGAAGCCCUUCCAGUGCCGCAUCUGCAUGCGCAGCUUCAGUCGCAGUGAUCACCUCACCACCCACAUUCGCACCCACACCGGCGAGAAGCCCUUCAGCUGCGACAUUUGCGGCAGGAAGUUCGCUCGAUCCGAUGAGAAGAAGCGGCACGCCAAGGUGCACUUAAAGCAGCGCAUCAAGAAGGAGAAGGUGCGCGGCGAGCAGCAGCAGCAACAGCAGCAACAGCAGCAACAGCAGCAACUGCAGCAGCAACAAGAGCAGCAUCACCUGAGCCUGCAGCAGCAUCAGCAGUACCAGCAGCAUCACCUGCUCCACUCCGCAGACUUGGCCAUAGUCACCUCCAGUGCGAGCAUGUAGAGACUAGAGAACUCGGCAUCCAGCAUUGCCAAGGCAAAGACUCCAACUCCAACUGCAGCUCCAACGCAGAAAGUUAGUCUGGCCCUGGCCCUGGAUCUCGACGAGAGCGCCUUUCCCUUCGAACUGACAUCCGACUACGGCACCCUGUCGCCGCUCACCAGUCCCCGGCAGUUCAACUACGUGUGGGUGGGCCAGGACUCCAGCCAGCCCUUCUUCUACAAGGAUAGCAGCGUCCAGGAGAAGUAGAGCAGCAAGAGUCCAGCCAGGGGCAAUCCGUCGAGAGGAGUCAAUCGCUGAUGCUGAAUAAUCACUUAGUGUAUACUGAACUGUAGUCGUAGAAACGGGGUUGUGCUAUCAGCAAAAUCUAUGCAAGACAUUAAAUAGUAGAGAAGAUACAAUAUGCUACAGUUAGCCUAGAUAAUAUCACACAUCCAAGAAUGGUCACGAUAGGAAAUCAAGGAAUCUGAAAAUCAAGAAUUUAAGAAAUCGAGCAAGCUAAACAGAGUUACUAACCAUACAAAGCCUAACUAAAGCAAAUUGAUGAUUACUAACUAUAUUCGAUGUAAUUGAAAUGGGAAAAUAUUUAACUUAUGUCUCUAAUACUGUGAUCUCAUGUGUAAUAAUUAUUAAUUUUAAUUUCUUUACAUAACUGCAAGUAACCAGUAAUAAUUUUAAAAAUUAUAAUCCUUUCGCCAUUGCCUAGCUAAUGUUCAUUUUUUAAAAAUGCUAACACAAACAAAACACACAAACACUAAUUUAUUGCAUUUUAAAAUAAUUAUACAUAUAUAUCUAUUAUAAUUAUUAACUUAUUAUCUUAAAGGUUUAGAUUUAGGUUUUAACAUUCAGAAUACACAAAAACGAACACACAAAUCUUAGCAUAUCAUAUUUUCCUCUAAGCAUUAUAAAUUGCGUAAGUUCAAAACAAAAGUUACUUUUAAUCGAAAAUCGGAAUUUUCGUGUGCUAGAAACGAGAAACUUGUUUAACGGAAACGGAAUCGAAACUUAAAAUUGAAAAUUACCCCAGUGUACUUCCUUAAUUGAUUCGAAAUCAAAAUGGCAAAUGGAAAUGAGAUGUUAUUAAACAUUAUACAUAUAUCUUGAAUACGUUUAUGUUCUAUCUACUGUAGAAAACACUUUCUUCUUAGUUUGUAAUGGUUUAUUUUAAGUUGAAUUAAU